AUGCUUCCUUCACUGGCUCUUAGCUCGUCCAGCUUGGACCAGUUCCGCAAGAACGUCUACCGGCCCAGGCUCUGUCUCCUCCUGCUGCUCGUCCUCCUCAGUCCUCACAACACCAGCCAGCUCGCUUCUUUCGAUCACUCCGCUCCAGCCACUAGCAUCAGCCAGCCAGCACAGCCAGCACAGCCGAGCUGGGGUCUCAGUGUUAUCGAUGGCCUAAUCGUAGCCGCGCCACCACCCGCAUCCCAGCUGCUUUCGGCUCUCUCCCUGACCGCCCCGCACAGCGAGUCGGCCCUUCCGAAUGGUGCAUCGCAUCCCUCUCCCGCCCCGUCGCGAUCUCCGACGGAGCAAGAUGGCGCAGCGCCGUCUAUGCAGCAGGGACAGCCUCCGCCGGGCUCGCUCUUCCGCUUUCCCAAGCUGAGCUGGGGUCUGCUCGUAGACGAGCACGUGCUGCCUGCGCUCGUCACCCUGCAUCUCCUCUGGGCGAUCCGUCUGGCCGGUAUGGCCGUGGAGGACGGAGCGGUCAAGAAUUCGCUGUUGGGUGCAAAGUCGCGCUUCUUCGCGGUCACCCUUCCCGUGCUCUACCUCGGCGUGCUCUCGUGUCUGGCCCUGCUUGCCGGUCUGCCCGUGACCAUGGCGGCGAUAGGUGCAAGGUGCCGCGUCUGGCGAGAGGCGCUCGGAUUUGCCCCUCUUCGCACUCUCACCGUCGAUCGCAAGCCCAGCUUCCGUGCGGACGGACUGCUGCCCGCAUCGCUCUUCGUGAUGCUCGAGAUGGCCAGUACUCUUGUGCAUCUGCUCAGCGUCCUGCCCAAGAUCGACGCCUCGCCCUUCUCACACAUGCUGCCCGCGCAGCUCAGGCUGCCAUCACCUUCGCACAUGCCGCCGCUCGUGGAGCUGCUUCCUCUCCCGCAGUUUAUCAAGGCGGCGCUCACCGAAUCAGCCACAAUGCCUCAUCCAUCCAGGUACGCUGGCCGUCGCAGGCCCAUGAUGCCGCCACUGCGUUCGGCGAUGCCGACAACCGCAGACACUGCCACAGCACAACAUCAGGCACCACAGCAGCAGCCCAUGAGCGCAACGUCUGUCGACGCAGUACCCAACCCCGCCGGCGAGCCCACCGCGCGCCAGACCUACCGCCGCGUCGGAGCACCUGAAGACGAGGUCAUCAGCUCCCCGAGCGUCACGCGGCCCAUCGCGCCUCUCACUUUGCCCGAGAAUGAUGCUGCACAGCCGGGCAGCUCGCCCUCGGCAUCUCGGCGUCGACGCGCACCUCGCCUGCGCGGCCAGUCGGUGCUCGUCUCGACCAAGUGGUUCUCGGACACAGCCACGGCGCUAUUCGACAAAGCCAUGGGUGCGCUCAUCUACUCGGUCAUCACGCUGCGGCUGCCGACGCUCUCGCCGACCUCGCUACCGCCUGUGCUGUCGCUGCUCAGCCUGCGCUCCGAGCUCGCCUCGCUCACGCAGGUGUGGACGCGCGCUCGCAGCUCCGUCGAGUGUCUCGAGUUUGUACGCCGCCGCUGGGGCGUGCAGCUCGAACGAGCGCAGGACCCCUACACCUCGGUCGUGCGCUCUCGUGCAAGCGCCGCUGCGGGCGACUACAAGUGGAAGUCGUACGACGACGUCUACUGCGCCAUCUGCUUUGAGAUGACGCGCCCAAAAGCAGCUGCGGAAAUCAUGCCAGAGCCGACAGGCUAUAGCGACGAUGGCAACGCAUCGCAACAGCCAAACAGGUUCGAAUUCUGCCGGCUCGAUUGCGGCCACGAGCUUCACGACGUCUGCCUCGUCUCCUGGCUCACAGCGCAGGCGUUUUGCCCGACGUGCCAUGUAGUUCUCAGUUUCAGCCCGCGUGCUUCUAGUCGUCGCUCGACGAGCCAGACGUGA
Moesziomyces antarcticus is the source of this 1875-nucleotide messenger RNA. RefSeq lists its product as uncharacterized. The record is from RefSeq and is a predicted model, not a curated record. The transcript has a single exon. Lineage: Eukaryota; Fungi; Basidiomycota; Ustilaginomycetes; Ustilaginales; Ustilaginaceae. The coding region runs from base 1 to 1875 and encodes 624 amino acids.